AUGCAUCUCCCAAGGCACACCAUCGAGUCCCAUGCAGCUGCUCCGCUCUUUCGACAUGCCAGCUUUUGCUCCCCAGAUCCCACAAGCUUGCACAAUGGGUCCAUCCCAAGCUCUUCGCCUGGCUUCUCGGCUGUUGGACCCACCGCGGAUGGGCUUUCGCAUCCCGCUGUUUUCAGUUGCGCCACCCCCAACGGCUUUAUGGUUUCGCAGACCGACCCUCUCAAACUCGUCUCGAAUCGAUCCUGGUCGUCGUCUCAAGGAGGUCUCUCCCACGCUGUCCCCGUUCAGCACACUUCCCUCCUCUUCCUUGUAGGAGGCGGCAGGGUACCUCGCUUUGCGCCAAACAAGGUCAUUCUGUGGGAUGAGGCUGCAGAAUACACCGCCAAUCCACCAGCUGGCAUCUCUCGGGCUGCUGAUUCUGACGAUGAAGAUGAUGAUCUCAGCUUUCCUCCUUCACGCCACGCUUCCACCAUCUUUUCAGCCGGCUCUGAAUUCGACGCGUACGGCAGGUCACCUACUAAUGAGUCUGAGCAUGUUGCUGAAAGUCAUCGCCCCUCCUCUCCGGCCAACGACCUUCCAUUCUCUACAUCGUCUCUUGUCAAUGCCAAUGAUCUGCACGGUCUCAGCUCCAGCUCUGACCUCGCUGCAUCAAUCGACCGAGGCGCUAAUGGCAGCGGGAUGGUAAAAAGCUUUGAUGCCAGCUCUCCUGGAACCGAUCGCUUACAUGCAGUCCGUAGCUCGUAUGAACUCCAGCGAACCGGCCCAGAAUCGAUGCUGCGCGAUGAUUCAACGACCGACGUAUCCUCCUCGUUCCAUUCUCACGCCAUCAUGUCCAGCUCCGCCAACCUUGCCGACCCUUUCGCCCACGCCGAGUCCCAUUCGGCCGAGCACAGCCCAUCAAUUGCAAGUGGCACCUCAAGCGCAUCUUCAACAGCCAUGAGUGCGAGCAAUUUGCCAACCUCGGGAACCAUAUCGUCAAAGAUAACGCAGCCUCCUCUGUCCGGUCAAGGCUUGUUCUCCAAUCUCUCCGCGCGCCAAACGGGAGCUGACUUGGUCGACUCGGUCUCGAGUUUGGCGACCACGGCAACCGACGCCACUGCCAAGGCACGUCCGCAAAUUCUGCAUGGUCGUGAGGUUGCCGAGCUCGAAUUCAGCGAAGUUGUUCGGGGUGUCUAUGCCACCGCUGUGUAUUCGAAAUCGACCAAGUCAAAGAUCAACCCCUCGACAGGCAAAGCCCGCGUGUCUGUCGAGAAUAGAAGCUCACGCCAGCCGAUAGGCUCGCGAUUCUGCGUGGUUUUGGUGGUGGUGCUUACAUCCAGAGCCGUCAUCUUCGAACUCUCGCCGCCGUCGAUGGCACUAGGCUUGGACGGCAAUCCUGCAAGCUUCAAUUGGAGGAUACAGAAGAGGACAACUGUGCAGACUUACAAGAAUCCCAAAGGGCUCGGCUCUGUUGCUCCGUACUACGGGCGGUCUGCUAUUUCCGCUUUGGAGCAUUCCAGCGCUAUUGUCGCGCUUGCGGGUCGACAAAAGGGCCACGUCCAGCUCCUUUCCAUCAAGCUGCACGGCUUAGUAGCAUCCAAUGCGGUCAAUCCCAAUCUGGCGAAUCCGACGUCGUCUGUGGGCGCCGCGUCCAUCAUUGUCGCGCACGAAUCUUCGCUUGCCGCCAUCACGCUUAGCCCGAAUGGACUAUUGCUGGCUACUGCAUCGUCCAAAGGCACGCUGAUCCGCAUCUGGUCCAACAACUUGUCUGGCAGUCCAGAAUCAACUGCCUCCCAGCAGCGUUCAUCAUCGCAAGGGGCAAAGUCGAGCACCCCAGGAAGAACUGGCUUUGGUGCCAGAUUGCUGCGCGAAUUGCGUCGCGGAACGGAUCCUGCUACCAUCUUGAGCAUCGCCUUUACGCCAGAUGAAUCGCUGGUGGCGGCGGCCAGUGACAAGGGCACGAUCCACAUCUUCAUGCUUGGCGCCACACCGACUACAAGCCAAGCCAACGUUGGCAAUCAGGAUGCCCCCCCCCGCCUGCUUCCACAAUACCUCAAGUCCGAAUGGAGUAGCGCCCAGUUUCGCAUUCCUCUCAAAAGUUUCGGUGCAUCCUCGCGGCAUUACACGUCGCCUUCGACCGCAGACGAUGGUGGAUUGUUCGGCGCUGGCGCUUCAACGUCCAAGUUUGCUGGUUCGGAAAAGUCGACCGAAGGUGCAUGGGCACAGAUGCGGAGUCGAAUCAGCGAUAUUCGCAAAGGCGAAGCAAGCGUUGAGGAAAGCAUCUUUCUCUGUUGGAUCGUCGAAGCUUCCACUACAUCUGCCCCCACGAAAAGCUCGGGGUCCGACAAAGAUCGUCAGCGCGCAGACAAGACACGCAGCCGUGCCGCAUCCAAGCACACUGACGCAUUCCAGCACUCUGAAGAUGUAGGCGUCGAUGAUGCAGCGUCGACGGAUGCCACCUGUCGCGGCCCACAAUACCGCUUGAUCGCUUUGACCACCUCAGGCGGGUGGUACAAGCUGGCGGUCACCCUACCCAAGAUCGUUGCCGGGGAAGAGGUGUCAGGUUCAACGGUGCUCGAGAUGUAUCGUCGAGAUGCUUCGUCGCAGUCGAAGCGCACCAGCACACUCGAGUGCCAAUUGCUCGAAUUCAGGCCUAUGGCAGCUCUGCUGGACAGCUGGAGAGCCUAA
Sporisorium graminicola is the source of this 2667-nucleotide messenger RNA. RefSeq lists its product as uncharacterized. The transcript has 2 exons. The coding region runs from base 1 to 2667 and encodes 888 amino acids. Gene Ontology annotation, cellular component: cytosol; extrinsic component of membrane; phagophore assembly site membrane. Gene Ontology annotation, biological process: protein lipidation; protein localization to phagophore assembly site; nucleophagy. Gene Ontology annotation, molecular function: protein binding; phosphatidylinositol-3-phosphate binding; phosphatidylinositol-3,5-bisphosphate binding. The record is from RefSeq and is a predicted model, not a curated record. Lineage: Eukaryota; Fungi; Basidiomycota; Ustilaginomycetes; Ustilaginales; Ustilaginaceae.